AUGACCCCUACUUAUGCUGGUGGCUCAUCCACAGCAGGCGAGGGUCUGGCAUUUGUAGUAACUGCGGCAGCACCCCAGGAAGCUGCAGCGGGGGUGGGGCUGGGAGGGGUGGGGAAGCGGAGUGUGGCGGUGGAGUUUGACUCGGUGCUGAGUGUGAAGCACAGCGACCCCAACGACAACCACGUGGGCGUCAAUGUGGGCGGCUCACCUGUGUCCUUCGCCUCUGCCACGGCCCCUCUCAUCCUCAACGACAGCCACACCAAGCACGCAUGGAUCCACUACGACCCCACCAGCGGCGGCACCCUCCGAGUCUUCCUCUCAGCCUCCCAGCAGCAGCCGUACAAGGCUGUGCUGAUGGCGAGAGUGUCUCUGUGCAGCGCGCUCAAGCCCACCGUUGGCAAUGCCUCCUUCCUCUUCGGCUUUGUAGCUGCCUCGAACAGCACUCAGAGGCACGACAUUCUGUGGUGGAACAUUGUGACAUCCGACUCCUCAGCAUACGCGGUGGUGGCGGCUGUGGAGGCAGCCUACAGCAUUGCGAGCAACGGGUCGCAGCCCCCCCGGCUGUCGGUGGAGCAGCUGCGGCUGGCCCUGUCGUCCAACUGCGACGACAUGCCUCCGCGCGAUGUGCUGGCCUUCCUGGUGGCUGCCACGCGCAAGGGAGGGGGGCUCGUGGAUGACGCAGCAGCAGCGGCCGCCCGUCCCCACAGCAUGGCGUCCGCCGGCCGGCGGGAGAGACUGGCCGCGGUGAGUUGCAGCGAUAGGUAG
Molecule: messenger RNA, 765 nt
Organism: Closterium sp. Naga37s-1
Lineage: Eukaryota; Viridiplantae; Streptophyta; Zygnematophyceae; Desmidiales; Closteriaceae
Source: the annotation of a GenBank genome assembly